This is a messenger RNA of Vanderwaltozyma polyspora DSM 70294, 1902 nucleotides long. Its product is annotated as aldehyde dehydrogenase family protein. NCBI's taxonomy places the organism in Eukaryota, Fungi, Ascomycota, Saccharomycetes, Saccharomycetales, Saccharomycetaceae. The record is from RefSeq and is a predicted model, not a curated record. The coding region runs from base 1 to 1902 and encodes 633 amino acids. Gene Ontology annotation, molecular function: aldehyde dehydrogenase (NAD+) activity. The transcript has a single exon.
AUGUCUGAGAUUUAUUUGAAUUCCUCAAUGUUGCAGGAAUUGAACUUGUUUGUUCAAGAUUAUGUUACUAAAACGUUGUUGUCAAGGGCCGAAUCACAGCAGAAUCAAAGGUUAAUUGCAACUACUACUUUAUUUGCUACAUUAUUCUUAUUCUAUGUCUCUUAUAAAUUACUGUUUACUUCAUCCUUGAAGGUGAAACCAAUAAAUUUUACUUUAGAGAUUCCUGAUGCUGCUAAGAAUAAUUGGAAGUCAAAAAGGUUGGUUAAUACUGAGAUUAUUGAUCCCUCUCAGCCAAAUAUCAUUCAAAGUCAUUGUCCAGCAACUGGCCAGCACCUAUCAUCUUACUUACCAAAAUAUAACGAAGACAUAGAUGAGAUGGUUACUAUUGCACAAAAUGCACAAGAAGAAUGGGCAAAAGCUGAUCUUGAUAGAAGAUUAAAAGUAUUGCAUACUUUGCAUGAAUACAUUAUUAAUAAUCAAGAGAUAAUUGCAAGAGUAACGUGUAGGGAUACCGGUAAAACAAUGCUUGAUGCUUCAUUGGGUGAAAUAAUGGCUACUAUUGAUAAGCUAAAUUGGAUUAUUAGAUAUGGUCCAAAACAUCUACAACCUUCUGCUCGCUCUGGGACCACUAAUUACUUCAUGGAAUGGUAUAGAGGAACAGAAGUUCAUUAUGAGCCAUUGGGUGUAGUUAGUUCCAUUAUUUCUUGGAAUUAUCCCUUUUAUAAUGUGAUUAGUCCUAUAAUAUCUGCAAUCUUCACUGGUAAUGCAAUUAUUGUUAAAUGUUCAGAACAAGUGAUCUGGUCUUCUGAAUUUUUUAUUUCAAUUGUUCGUAAAUGUUUGGAGGUCUGUAACGAAGAUCCUGAUCUAGUUCAAUUAUGCUACUGUCUACCAAAAAGCGAUAAAUAUAAUGCAACAAAUUAUUUCAUAUCUCAUCCUGGAUUUAAGCAUAUCACCUUCAUAGGCAGGAAAACAGUCGCUAAUAAAAUAUUAAAUUGUGCCGCUGAAUCUCUAACACCUGUCGUUGUCGAACUAUGUGGGAAAGAUAGCUACAUUGUAUUAGAGUCACAGAAAGACGUCAGUUCAGUUUCUUCAUUGAUUUUACGUACUACAUUUCAAUCAUCAGGCCAAAGUUGUAUAGGUAUUGAAAGAAUUAUUGUAAGCUCAAAAAGAUAUAAGCAAACGGUACAGUUAUUAAAAGAUCGUUUAACAACACAGCCCCUAAGACUGGGGUCGGAUAUGGAUCAUUUAGAAAAUAUUGACGUAGGUGCAAUGAUAUCUCCUAAAACUUUUGAUAGCCUAGAAGAAUUGAUAAAAGAUGCAGUUGAAAGUGGUGCCACUUUGAUCUGUGGAGGAAGCAGAUACAAUCAUCCAAAUUACCCACAAGGUCAUUAUUUUCAACCAACAUUACUGGUAGAUGUGACAUCUGAUAUGAAGAUUGCUAAUUCAGAUUUAUUUGGGCCUAUCCUUUUGGUUAUGAAAGCUAAUAGUGAUGAAGAUUGUAUUACUAUUGCAAACGCAGCACCAUAUGCAGUGGGUACAUGUGUAUUUGGUAAAAAUGUAAAACAAUGUAGAUAUGUUGCAAAGAAAUUGAAAACAACCGACGUUACAAUUAAUGAUUUUACUACAUUUUAUGUAAGGCAAACUCCUUUUGGUGGAAUCAGUGGAUCGGGGUCCGGAAAAUUUGGCUCAAAAGAAGGUUUAUUAAGUUUAUGUUACACUAAGAGUAUUAGUUUUAAUAUUAUUCCCCAUAUCCCAACUCCAAUCCCUAGUUUACUUGAUUAUCCAAUAAAAAAUAAUAAUAAAGCAUGGGCAUUCAUCGACAGCUUUAUUACAGGCGCAUACACCUUUUCCUCAUGGAAAAGAGUAAAGAGUGUAUUUUCAAUGGCCAAAAAUUCAAAAUAA